This is a messenger RNA of Aspergillus bombycis, 1920 nucleotides long. RefSeq names its product putative hydrolase. Gene Ontology annotation, biological process: carbohydrate metabolic process. The transcript is spliced from 8 exons. The record is from RefSeq and is a predicted model, not a curated record. Bases 1 to 1920 code for a protein of 639 amino acids. Gene Ontology annotation, molecular function: hydrolase activity, hydrolyzing O-glycosyl compounds. Lineage: Eukaryota; Fungi; Ascomycota; Eurotiomycetes; Eurotiales; Aspergillaceae.
AUGUACUUGCCUGGCGCCUCCCUUGUGCUUCUAUGGGCAACUCAUGCCCUAGCUGCGGGCAACGCAGCACUCCAUCACAACCAAGCUCGCCAAGCGACGCCGUAUGCCGUCAAAGAGCCCCCAUUGACCACACCAUGGACAGACAAAGCUGGCACCAAUCCUUGGCCCGAGUACCCCCGUCCACAGCUCGAGCGAUCUGAGUGGAAGAAUCUGAACGGAAUCUGGCAGUAUCAGGACGCACAAAGCCUGGCUGCUCUCGACAGUCCCCCAUUUGGACAACCUCUCGCACACGAGGUUCUGGUGCCUUCCUGUCUCGAGAGUGGUCUAUCUGGCAUUCAAGGCAAAGAUACCUUGUAUUCAUGGUUUACCACGCAGUUCACAAUUCCUCCGUCUUUCAAAGACCAGAACGUUCUCGUGAACUUUGCCGCGGUAGACUAUGAGGCAACGGUCUUCGUUAACAGCAAGCAGGCAGGGUUCCACCGCGGAGGCUACUUCCAUUUCGCAUUUGACAUCACAGAGUUCGUGAAUCGUGAUGGCAACAACGAACUCCUCGUCUUUGUGCAUGACCCCACAGAUAGUGGCGACAGUGUCAUUCCCAUCGGCAAGCAACGAUUAGUCCCCGCACAUAUCUUCUAUACGCCCUGCAGCGGCAUUUGGCAGAGUGUCUGGAUCGAAGCUGCUCCUGCGAACCAUAUCACCCGACUGGAUCUUGACGCCGACAUGGACGGCAAAGUUACUGUCACUGUGAAUACUGCGACAGAAAGCGCGUCGCCGGUCGAGGUCACGGUCUACGACGGCGAUGAGGAGGUGGGAUCCGGUGAGGGAACGUCAGAUGAGACCUUCAACUUCCUUGUUGAGGAUGUAAAGCUAUGGUCGCCGGACUCCCCGAAAUUGUACAACGUGACUGUCACGAUGGGCGCAGAGGAAGUCCACAGCUAUGUCGGUUUCCGCACGAUUGCGAAAGGCAAAGUCGACGGCGUGGUACGUCCGUUGUUGAACGGUGAAUUCGUCUUCAUGUUCGGGACUCUUGACCAGGGCUACUGGCCUGAUGGACUCUAUACACCACCCACACGAGAGGCUAUGGUAUAUGACCUCAAGUUCUUGAAGGACCUUGGGUUUAACAUGGUUCGGAAACACAUCAAGGUCGAGCCAGCACUGUUCUACCGCGCGUGCGACGAGCUUGGACUGCUAGUCAUCCAGGACAUGCCGUCGCCGCGUCCCCUAUCCAGAAAUGAUGCCUGUGCUACCAGCGACAUCGUGCCGAAUGAGUCGCAACAGGACGAGUUCUCCAGACAGUUGGAGGUCCUCGUGAACCAGUUCAAGAGCUACCCCAGUAUAAUUGCCUGGGUCAUCUAUAAUGAGGGUUGGGGUCAAAUCACAUCGUACUACCCUGAGUUCGAAUUGACAGACCGAGUGAAGGAGCUGGAUCCAAGCAGACUGGUCGAUUCGACAUCAGGCUGGAUAGACCAUGGCGCAGGUGACUUCAGCGACAAUCAUCACUAUGCCAAUCCCCAGUGUGGAACCCCAUUUUAUUCCCUGGCAUCCAGCCCCCAUGAUCCCAGCCGUAUUGGUUUCCAAGGAGAAUUUGGAGGCAUCGGUCACAACGUCUCCAUUGAAAAUCUCUGGAACGUCCAAGAGGCCAUCAACCAUAUCAAUGAGACGUAUGAGAUCGAUGAGACACUCGAGGCAUGGAACUACCGCGGUCACAUCCUGUUAACGGAGUUCGAGGACCAGGUCCGCCGGUUCGAAUGUAGCGGUGGUGUCUGGACACAGACAACCGACGUUGAAGGCGAGGUGAAUGGUCUGAUGACGUACGAUCGCCGCGUGAAGCGUGUGAAUGAGGAGCAGUGGAAGAACGAUAUUCAGGCACUUUAUGAUGCGGCUGCUCAACGGGGUGCUCCGUCCAAGAUGAAGCUGUAG